This is a messenger RNA of Zasmidium cellare ATCC 36951, 1611 nucleotides long. RefSeq lists its product as uncharacterized. Bases 1 to 1611 code for a protein of 536 amino acids. The record is from RefSeq and is a predicted model, not a curated record. The transcript is spliced from 3 exons. NCBI's taxonomy places the organism in Eukaryota, Fungi, Ascomycota, Dothideomycetes, Mycosphaerellales, Mycosphaerellaceae.
AUGGGUUCUACCAAUGAGCAAUGGAAAGAGAUCUCGGCCAAGGCGAAGCAGAAAGUUCUGGAUGAUAUCCCUUCGGAGUGGAAGAUCCCCAAGGACAAGUUGCCCGGUGACGAUGUCUUGGAUGUCUUGGAUGUACCAGCCAAAUCUGGCAUUUUAUCUCAGCACGAGUUGGAUAUCACUGAAUCGUAUGCCACUGAUAUUGUCGCGAAGAUUGCGAAGGGGGAAUGGACGGCGGAAGAUGUCACGAGAGCGUUUUGCAAGAGGGCGGCGAUUGCUCAUCAAUUGACAAACUGCCUGACUGUCAUCAUGUUCGACGAUGCGAUCAAGCGAGCAAAGGAACUGGAUGCCAAGUUCAAGAAGACAGGCAAAGUCACCGGGUCAUUGCACGGCCUGCCGAUCUCAUUGAAGGAUAACUUCAACGUACCCGGAUAUCCCAGUUCUGUUGGAUUCUGUAUCUGGGCUCUUGAGCCGCUGAAGGUGGAAAGUACCAUCGUUGGAGUGUUGAGAGAUCUGGGUGCUGUGGCCUAUGUCAAGACUAACGUCCCUACUGCGAUGAUGAUCGCAGAGUCAGUCAACAACUGCUAUGGACGGACAACCAACCCUCUCAACCGCGCGACCACAUCUGGAGGCUCUUCGGGGGGCGAGUCGGCUCUGAUAGCCCUCCGUGGAAGCCCACUUGGAGUUGGGACUGACAUAGGAGGAUCACUGAGAAUCCCAGCAGCCUGCACGGGCAUCUUCACAAUUCGACCCUCGUAUGGCAGAUUCCCACAUUUCGAUGCAAGAUCUGGCCUCGCUGGCCAGGAAGCAGUUGGCAGUGUCCAUGGACCAAUGGCUCGCAGCAUAGCAGAUCUUCGGCUCUUCACAGAGAACGUAGCCAACUCGGCCCCUUGGCUCAAGGAUCCGAAAUGCAUCGAACUCAACUGGCGCAGUGUAGAGCUCAAGGCAAAGCCAAAGAUUGCCGUGCUCUGGGACAACGGCACGAUCACACCGACGCCACCUGUGACUCGCGCACUCAAGGAAGUGGUGGAGAAGCUCAAAUGCAAGGGCUACGAAAUCGUGGAUUGGCCCAACACGGAUCACGCAGAGGCAGUGGAACUUCUUGGCAAGUUCUUCCUCGCGGACGGUGGCAAAUCAGUCAGGAAGCUGCUCGAACCAGUAGGAGAGCCUUGGAGACCGGAGAUGGAGUUUUAUGAAAAGGCCACUGAGAUGGGAGUCUACCACCUGUGGCAGACACAAAGUCAAAGGACCGCGCUAACGAAACGAUUCCUGGAUCGUUGGAAUUCGUUGGGCAUCGAUGCCAUCCUCGGUCCAACGACACCGUAUGCAUCUCCCAAGAAUGGCGAGUUCCGGUAUGUUGGAUAUACGGGCGUGUUCAACGUUGUGGACUAUAGCUCCGUUUCGUUUCCGACUGGCAUCAGCGUCGACAAAGAGAAAGAUGUGCAGGUUGCAGAGUUCCAGGCUCACAACGAACUGGACAAGCGGACUGCACAGGAGUACGAUCCCGCGUUGUCGCACGGUCUCCCAAUUAGCUUGCAGUUGACAGGCCGAAGACUUCAAGAGGAGAAGAUCAUGGCUUUGACAGAGAAGGUGUUGGACGAUUUGAAAGCCUGA